Molecule: messenger RNA, 3332 nt
Organism: Rhododendron vialii
Lineage: Eukaryota; Viridiplantae; Streptophyta; Magnoliopsida; Ericales; Ericaceae
Product: origin of replication complex subunit 5
Exons: 4
Coding region: 501-2312 (603 amino acids)
Biological process (GO): DNA replication initiation; DNA replication
Cellular component (GO): nucleus; nuclear origin of replication recognition complex
Molecular function (GO): DNA replication origin binding
Source: RefSeq, a predicted model, not a curated record
AGGGUUCUCUGCAAUUCUCCCUCUCCAGUACCCUAAACCUCUCCCGCCUCUUGCUGUCUCCCUCUUACUAUCCGUACAAUGCCCAGCCAGUACUCGUCCUGACUCGUCGACGAACUCUCUUUCAUUUGUAAGUGGCAGUCUACGUUCGCCCGGAUCUGCUUUCGCGAUCCUCCUUUCGGUCUUGGCUCACUUAUGUAUACUACACCUACCGAAGAACGAAAGUUAAAAAGGCUUCCCCAUUAUCUCUGUCGCUCUUGCUUGCCUGUUCGCGUGUUUUCGCACCCUAGCUUUGCGCUUCCAAUCUCAUUACCACAAAUAUUUUGCAAUUAUUGGUGCUUUUGAAUUGCUUCGUAGUUGGAAAUGUUGGGUUUGUCAAGCCUCAAUUGGUGUAAACCCUAGACAGGAAUAUUUUUAUGAAAAUCCAUAAUAGGUUUUAAAUACUUGAUAUACGCAGCCGAGGUAACGUGUACUCUAUUUUUCAUUCAAAUGAAUAGUGGAAAAUGGUGCGUAGCCUUGCUUUUAUUGUUUCUUUUGUUGAUUGUUCUUCACGCGCCUUGCGGGUUUAUUGGUUUGACCGGUUCUCAACAGUCAAUUUUGCUGGAAAUCAUAUGUUUCAAGCUUUUUUUCUCAUUGAGGGUUUUCAUUAUCUUGGCAGAAAUCACGGAUUUAAGACAAAUUUUGAAGAAAUGGGUAAGGAGGAAAGUUCACAAGUGACCAGAAGAACUACAAGAUCCUCCGCCUCAUCCACCCCCAAUUCACACAAUUUGGCUGAAUCCACAAUACCCAGUAAUCUCCAAGCUAUGACGCUCGACGAUCUCACAUUCGGAGAUGAACCCAUAAGCUUUGAAGACUUGAUUUCUAGCUUUCCAGGAAGGCGGAUUCAAGUACAUGAACUAAUAGGCCUUAUGGGUCCAUUGAAUUCUCCCAUGAUCCCUUUGUUUGUAUAUGGAGGCGCUUCAACCGGGAAAACAAGUGUGGUUCUUCAAGUUUUCAGACACUUAAACAGGCCCUUCGUUUAUUCCAGCUGUCGUACUUGCUAUAGUCCUAGGAUUUUGUUUGAGUCAAUCUUGAAUCAGUUGUUGCUUCAUCGGAAAGAUGCAGGCAACGGGUAUUCGAGUGCAAAGCGAUGUGAAAAGCCAUCUGACUUUGUUAAUCUUUUACGCGAAGCCUUGUUGACUGUUGUAAGUAAUCUCAAGGGGGGUUUGGGGAAGUCAAGUUUGAAGAAAAAAGGGGGACGGGUUAAGGGGAAGAUGGUGUACUUGGUUAUUGAUAACCUAGAGCUUCUUCGGCAGUGGGAUAAGAGUGCUACUGUAUUGCCUUUUCUCUUUAAGCUAUAUGACAUUCUAAAUGUGCCAGAGGUGGGUUUUGUCUUUAUUAGUAGCACCUCACCUGAUACGUACUACUUAGAUACAGGUUACGUAGAGCCUAUUCCUGUCUAUUUCCCUGAUUACACAGAGGAUCAUCUUCGUGAAAUCUUCAUGAGGAACCAAGCAAACCCUAAGCUUUAUUCUUCUUUUCUCGACUUGGUAUUGAGGCCAUUAUCUAGAAUUACACGGCGCGUUGAUGAACUAUCUGCUGCUUUUUCACCAUUGUUCAAGAAGUAUUGUGAACCAUUAAGUGACAAGAGAGUUGCUCCCAGUGAAGAAAUGAAGAGAAGGUUGUUUAGUCAUCUUCAACCGCAUAUCAUGCCUUCUCUGAAUGAGGUAUUUAGGGUUUCCUCUAAGCCUUCCUCUGAAGGCAAAGUCAACAAGGAAAAGGCCAAACGCAAGGGCAUUGCACAGAGAUUUGGGGGUUCUCCACCCUUCGAUGAGUUGGAGUUCCAUAUGUCUACAUCUGCUAAGUAUCUUCUUAUUUCAGCCUUCCUUGCUUCAAGAAACCCUGCGACCCUUGAUGCAUCAAUGUUUGAUUCAACAGGGGGUUCUGAUAAUCGUAAAAGAAAGAGAAAGAGUUCUGAAAAAGCAAUAGAUAACAAGGAAAUGGCUGAACAAGAAUUGCUCAUGAAAGGACCGGGAACAUUCCCGAUGGAGAGGUUAUUAGCCAUAUUUCAGUGCAUCACAUCUGUAGCAGAAUAUUCACUUGAGGAGGAAGACCAAGCAACUAAUGGGCUAGGUGUAGACAGCGGGGAUAGUGGGCUCAUGUCGGAUGUUCUUUUGCAACUAUCCAGUCUCUGCAAUGCUAAUUUUAUCAGCAAAGGAGGAAGCUGUCCAUUGGAGGGUUCAACCCGGUACCGAUCUACAGUAUCUGAAGAUAUGGCUUUGAAGGUAGCAAGGAGCCUGAAGUUUCCUUUAUCAAAGUACUUGUACAGAAAUUGAAGUGCGACAGGGAAAGCAACUGUUUACAUUCUCCAAAUUGUUUUGGGAGUCUCAUCCGGAGGUAAUGUUAGCGUGAAGUGAUAUAUUUCAUUCACUUUGAAUUCAAAGAGCCAUCAACUUGGUGAAGCAUGAUUUUAAGAUUUCGAGUAAAUCUCAUAGAUGAGCAGUUGAAUACAUAAACAUCUUUCCUGAAUUGAUGUAGUGGACAGUGAUGACCACCUGUUGGUCAUGGGUAUUUUGGAAGGGCUGAGAGAGAAAAAUUGAUAUUGGAUCCCACUCAUUUAACUAGUUGCCCUACUGUUAAAAGGUGUAUAUAUGUUUGCCUUUUCUUUGCUUUCAUUUAUGUGUAGCCAAUUAACCUGGGAGCUCAACAAAACAUGUUAAACUGUUAAAAUGUAGCGUCAUGAAAUUUGUUGUUCAUUACAUGGUUUUCAUUGCAAGUCAUUUUUUCUUACGGAUCUGCUGAUGUUCAUGAGCUGGAUGGUGAAAUUUGACACAAAUGAACAUGCUGAUGAAUGUUAGAGCUGGAUAGUGAAAUUUGACACAAAUGAACAAAGAAACAAGACGUGAAUUGUAAGGUACUCUUGAUAAUACACCAAUCGAGUAUCAAAGAUGUUAGGAUGGUAUCAGAUUUCCUUCUUACAGAUUGCAUGUACUUUGAAUACUGUAUGAGCCAAAGAGAAGUUUAACGGGUAAAAAUUACCCAUAACAAUCCUAAUUUAGCUGAGAAACAUGAAAUAGAAGCAAUGCCCUGGAGCCAACCUGCAAAAUUGUCAGGAGUUGGGGAUUAAGAGCCUCAUGAUUUAGUAAGAGAACUUUGAAUAUGGUGAUCUCUUAGCCAUAAAUGGUAAACAUAUCUUCCUUUUGUGUUUAAAAUUCUGAUAUUCCUCCCAUCUCUAACUGCUUCAUCUCUUCUCAUCCCUCCCCCUCUUGGUAUACCUAGUCCAGAAUCUUCUCUCCUGUUGAAAAUAUGUUCCAGACUAAUGUGCCGAUAAUGUACAAAACAACAGCUACCUUAAA